Messenger RNA from Annulohypoxylon truncatum, 2611 nucleotides. RefSeq names its product actin-related protein, ARP8 class. The transcript has 3 exons. Gene Ontology annotation, biological process: regulation of DNA-templated transcription; double-strand break repair. NCBI's taxonomy places the organism in Eukaryota, Fungi, Ascomycota, Sordariomycetes, Xylariales, Hypoxylaceae. Gene Ontology annotation, cellular component: Ino80 complex. Bases 284 to 2515 code for a protein of 743 amino acids. The record is from RefSeq and is a predicted model, not a curated record.
GAUUGAUUUGAUAUGGCCCGCAGGGAAAGAAGGAGGAAAGCUUGAAGACAAAAUUCGCCGUAGACAAAAAAAAUUAAAAUCUCACAAACUCAAUAACAAUCUCUAAAAUGAAUCCGUAAUCUUCACUACUCCCAACCACCUGGCAAUCCCAACACCUCAACCACUAAACCACGAAAGCUCGCAUAAGAAUCCAUCUAAAUGCAGCCAUCAUAACAUCUGCCAUCGCCAUAACUUUAACCAUAUCCAUCGCCAACACCGUCGCCAAUUAUCUUAAGCUGCAAUCAUGGUUGGCAAGGUUAGCGAGAAGGUCCUCCUUCGGGAAGGACUCGAACGGACAGACAAUAGCAUGAAGCAAACUAGCUGGCCCGACGUCACCCCGAUCAACCAGAAAAACUACUAUACUGAUUAUAUGAAACGCGAUGACCAAGUACUGGCCCUUCGAUUACAAGCAGAAGCGAAUAGAGACCGACUCGUUCAAAGUGCUAAAGAUCGCGAUCGAGCACUCGCGCGCAAUGGACACGCCGAGGUGCCCCUCCCCGUUACCGAUAUACAGCAGGAAGAUGGUGCUCCGGCCGCCACCGAGGGCCUGGACCCGUCCAAGGUUAUCGUGAUACAUCCCGGAAGCCAGAAUCUCAGAAUCGGUUUUGCCAGCGAUGCCUUGCCUAAGACUAUACCCAUGGCCAUCGCGAGUAAAUUCCCCCAGACCGAGUCCGAGAUGUAUGAGGCUCUUCCCCGGCGUCAGUUUGAAGCCAAGACCAUAGACCAACAAUACGGAGAGGAGUGGUCUAAGAAGUAUCAGAAGCUGUGCAAUGACUUGAAGGUGGACAUGCGAGCGAGAAAACUAAAAGUGUUGCCCAACUCUAAAGAGUUAGUGGUAAACUACAACAGACGAACCGAGUCGGAAGAGAUAGCGUUGCACAACGACCCUCUCCAGAUCGAAUGGACCGACGUCAAGUCUCUGGAGGACCCCGACUCGGCAGCAUCAUGCUUCAUCGGCCAUGCUGCCCAGCGUAUACCUGACGACUCAAACCCCAAAUUCAAGCUUUGGUGGCCCAUACAACACGGCUGGUUGAAUGAAGAUGAUUACACAACAGCUGAGCACCUAUAUGACGAUUUUGAGACUCUCCUAGACAAAGCCAUCAGACAAGAGCUUGGUCUAACCCGGAAUAGCGCGUGGAAGAAUUAUAGUUGCGUAUUCGUCAUCCCUGAUCUAUACGACAAGAAGUAUGUGGAGCAGGUGCUAAAGUCUUGCAUGACUUGGUUCGAAUUCAAUAAGAUAUGCUUUAUACAGGAGAGUAUGGCGGCGACAUUCGGUGCUGGUUAUACGCAGGCCUGCGUGGUGGAUGUUGGAGCUCAGAAUACAUCGAUCGCCUGUGUCGAGGACGGGCUUUGCGUCGAAGACUCUCGCGUCAACCUGAAGUAUGGUGGUUAUGACGUUACGGAGACAUUUAUCAGGAUGAUGCUUUACGACAAUUUCCCUUAUCAAGAUAUCAACCUUAGAAGACGAUACGACUUUCUUCUAGCAGAAGAGCUCAAGAUUAAAUUUUGCACAAUGAUCCAGAAGGAUGUAUCGGUACAGCCUUGCGAUUUCCACCUCCGCGCACCGAACCAACCGACGCGCAAGUAUCUAUUUAAGACGUAUGACGAAGUCAUUCUCGCCCCGAUGGGCUUCUACGAACCCUCCAUCUUCGACAACUCGACGAAAAUACGCAGCCGACGGAAGCUUGUCGACCGUUCUUACAACGCUUACGACGUCGAGGUACCUGACGACCCGGCGUCUGCGGCGCAGACGGCGAUCCUGGCGCUUAUCAAACCCUCUAUAGUCUCCAAUGCGAACGGUUUCCCAACCUUGCCUACCGACCCCAACGUUGCCACCCCCAUGAAGGAGAAGUCGCAGCCCUUCUCCAACUUCCUAAGAGGCGACCUCAAUAACGGCACGCCCGGCGGCUCAGCCGCAGCUUCGCCGGCCCCAGACGGGGCCGCGACUCCCGUCCCACCAACCUUCCACUUCGGCGCCAACGGCACGGUGACAGGAACCGGCAGCCCAGCCCCCAACGGCACGUCCACCGCUCGCAACGGGCUCUCUCCCGCGCCUCCGCCAGGCAUGUUCGUGGACUCGGCGGCGCGCACGGCCAAGGCGCUGGCCGCGGAGCGCGACGCGGUCCUGCCCGUGGUACCCCUCGACAUCGCGAUCCUGACGAGCAUCCAGAACGCGGCCAAGGGCGACGACAAGAAGCUGCGCGACUACCUGGGCAGCAUCAUGGUGGUCGGCGGCGGGUCCAAGACGGCGGGCUUCGCCGGCACGCUCGAGGAGAAGCUCAAGGCGCGCCGCCCGGACCUCUCCGAGCGCAUCCUCAUCACCCGCUCGGCCCGCGACAUGGACGAGCAGGUCGUCGUCUGGAAGGGCGCCAGCGUCUUCGCCAAGCUGCCCGCCAACGACUCCUGGAUCACCCCCUUCGAGUUCGAGAGGCUCGGCGGUAGGGUCCUGCAUCAUAAGGUGCUUUGGGCUUGGUAGAUUUCGGCAUCUUAACUUACGGAUACCUACACCUACCUAGAUAUUACAUAUGGUGUCGAGAGGCUAGGCUAGGCUGGAUAAGGGGAUAUAAUGGAU